Messenger RNA from Fulmarus glacialis (Northern fulmar), 465 nucleotides. RefSeq names its product SAP domain containing ribonucleoprotein (gene SARNP). The record is from RefSeq and is a predicted model, not a curated record. Gene Ontology annotation, biological process: poly(A)+ mRNA export from nucleus. Gene Ontology annotation, cellular component: nucleus. Lineage: Eukaryota; Metazoa; Chordata; Aves; Procellariiformes; Procellariidae. The coding region runs from base 41 to 376 and encodes 111 amino acids. The transcript is spliced from 7 exons.
GGAAAAGAAGGUAGUGAAAAUAACGUCAGAAAUAUCGCAGAUGGAGCGAAUGCAGAAGAGGGCUGAACGCUUCAAUGUACCCGUGAGCCUGGAGAGCAAGAAGGCAGCGCGGGCGGCUCGGUUUGGUUUGGCCACAGUUUCGACUAAAGGCCUCUCUGCAGACAGCAAACCCACGGUAAACAUGGAUAAAUUAAAGGAAAGGGCUCAAAGAUUUGGGUUGAAUGUCUCCUCGCUCUCCAAGAAGAGUGAAGAAGACGAGAAACUGAAGAAGAGAAAGGAGCGGUUUGGCAUUGUAACGAGUUCAGCCGGGGCUGGAGCUACAGAGGACACAGAGGCAAAGAAGAGGAAAAGAGCAGAACGCUUUGGGAUCGUCUGAUGCCGGUCCUUUUUAGCUUCAGCCCGUUUGCAGUGUGCCUCUCGAGUGCGUGCAUACUCUUUCUCUCUCUUUCCCCCACUUUCUCUCAC